Salvia miltiorrhiza (redroot sage) is the source of this 2129-nucleotide messenger RNA. Its product is annotated as G-type lectin S-receptor-like serine/threonine-protein kinase At1g11330. NCBI's taxonomy places the organism in Eukaryota, Viridiplantae, Streptophyta, Magnoliopsida, Lamiales, Lamiaceae. Gene Ontology annotation, biological process: recognition of pollen; protein phosphorylation. The transcript has 7 exons. The record is from RefSeq and is a predicted model, not a curated record. Bases 164 to 1885 code for a protein of 573 amino acids. Gene Ontology annotation, molecular function: ATP binding; protein kinase activity.
AGUGCAAAUCUUGAGAAAGACUUGAGCAGCCCACCAACGAAUAAGAUGGCUCCAUUCUCAUUAGUUGAACCAAUUCCAGCAAAAAAAUUACUAUAAAAUACUACUCCAUUACAACGAUAUCUAUAGCUCCCGUUCCACUACCGAACGAAUCUUCCCCACGGUAAUGAUAAUACCAUCUUAUAUUCUGAUCAUCCACUUGUGUUUGUGGCCGGGAUUCUGUAGAGCACAGGCGCAGGGCAACACUAACACGUCAACCGCUUCCUGCGGAAGUAAUGGCCAGUGUGGGGCAUUCGGUAGCUGCAACGCGCAAGAUGUACCGCUUUGCAGUUGCUUGACCGGAUUUAUUCCGCUCAAUGCUACGGAUUGGGAAUCCGGGAACUGGAGCAGCGGCUGCCAGAGAAAUGCCGCAUUGAAUUGUGGUAACGGCACCACUAAUGAUUGGUUUCAGAUGCUCCACUCGAUGAAGAUUUCCGGCUACUCGUCUCGAUCGUCUGUCCCCAAGGAUCAAUGUGAAGGUAUAUGCUUGAGGGAUUGUUCGUGCAUAGCCCAUGCGUUUGACACCGGGAUUGGUUGUAUGUUCUGGAAUUCAACCUUAAUCGACGUUCAGAAGGUCUCCAGCUUGGGCUCCGAUCUUUAUAUCCGGCUCUCAGUUUCCGAGUUGGGUCAGACGAAAGGCGGUCAGAAGAAAGGCUUUAAGAAGAUCUUUAUAGUUUUGCCCAUCGUUGCCUUUCUUGUUUUAUGUGUUUGCACAUAUUUUUGUUGGAAGCGCAGAGGCAAAAGAGAGACCGUUGAACUUGGCCAUGUGAGGGCCUCGGGAUCAAUUGAUCAUACCUCUACUCCAGAUGCAUCAAGUCGAGUUAAUCUUGAAGACAUACCGUUGUUUAAGUUUGAGGAACUGGCAAAUGCGACCAAUAAUUUCUCUGAAGAUAACAGGCUAGGGAAGGGUGGUUUUGGCCCUGUCUACAUGGGAAUUUUGGCUAGUGGAAGAGAAAUUGCAGUUAAGAGGCUUUCAGUUGCAUCUGGACAAGGGGUGCAAGAAUUUAUGAAUGAAGUGAUGCUCAUUUCUAAACUCCAACACAGGAAUCUUGUUAGAUUACUCGGGUGCUGCGCAGAGGAUAGAGAGAAGAUGUUGGUGUAUGAAUACAUGCCUAAUAAAAGCUUGGAUUUUUUUCUAUUUGAUCAAUCGCAAGAUGUCCUAGAUUGGAGAAAGCGUUUCAAUAUUAUUGAAGGUAUCUGUCGAGGCCUUCUUUAUCUCCACAGGGAUUCUAGAUUGAGGAUAAUCCAUCGAGACCUCAAGCCAAGCAACAUUUUGUUGGAUAACGAUUGGAACCCAAAGAUUUCAGACUUUGGCAUGGCCAGGAUAUUUGAGGCAAAGCAAGAUCAUGUCAGCACAGUGAGAGUGGUAGGAACCUAUGGAUAUAUGGCUCCUGAGUAUGCAAUGGAAGGAAGAUUUUCGGAAAAAUCAGAUACGUUUAGCUUUGGAGUUCUGAUGCUGGAGAUUGUUACCGGGAGAAGGAACACACGCUUCUAUCCUAAAGAAGGCUCUUUGAACCUUCUCGGACAUAUUUGGACAAAAUGGAUGGAGGACAAUGUCACGGCUUUGAUAGAUCCAAGAAUAUCGAGUUCAAGUUACCAGACAGAUGUGAUGCGGUGCAUACAUAUCGGAUUAUUGUGUGUUCAAGAACUUCCUAAAGACAGGCCAUCUAUUUCAGCUGUACUGUCAAUGAUAAGUAGUGAAAUCAUAGAGCUUCCUGAACCAAAGCAAUCGGCAUUUUCUACUAAGUCUAGCCACCCUGAUACAGGUACAAGUUCUUCUCUGCAGAGUAAGAGUAGUGCCUUUGCCUCCUUGAAUAAUGUUACUCUCUCCAUGGUUGAUGGUCGAUGAUACUUGUCGAUUUUAUACAUCGAUCAUUUGUUGGACUUGUUGUAAAUGGAUAUCCAGGCAGAGUGUGUGCACUAAUAGAUGUACAGGGUUGAUCUUUUGCUUGCAUUUUUCUGUGAUUGAGGUCAGUUUAGUGAAUUAGGUGUUCGCCUAUACAAUUUUGAUGCAAACUUUGAUUCAUUGUAUUUCUGGGACGUAAAAAAGCUACUACUAUGUUAAUGAACUAUUCAAGUGUUUAUACAUCAAA